ACUCCUCGGCACUCUCCGUUUUCAUUUCGCCCCCGCCGAAAUCCCAGUACUGCUCUCAUUACCCUUCAAAAUCUUAACCCUAGCCCCCGCAGUCGCCGCCAACCAUGCCGCCAAAGUUCGACCCGACCCAAGUCGUCGACGUCUUCGUUCGAGUCACUGGAGGCGAAGUCGGAGCUGCCAGUUCCCUCGCGCCCAAAAUCGGCCCUUUGGGUCUCUCCCCCAAAAAAAUCGGUGAAGACAUCGCCAAAGAAACCGCCAAGGACUGGAAGGGCUUACGUGUCACCGUCAAACUGACCGUCCAGAACCGUCAAGCCAAAGUCACCGUGGUUCCCUCCGCCGCAGCGUUAGUCAUCAAGGCAUUGAAGGAGCCCGAGAGGGAUCGUAAGAAGACAAAGAAUAUUAAGCAUAAUGGGAAUAUUAGCCUCGAUGAUGUGAUCGAGAUUGCGAAAGUGAUGAGGCCCAGAUCCAUGGCUAAGGAUUUGAGAGGAACUGUGAAGGAGAUUUUGGGAACUUGUGUUUCUGUUGGGUGUACGGUUGACGGGAAAGACCCUAAAGAUCUGCAGGAGGAGAUUUCUGAGGGAGAAGUUGAUGUUCCCUUGGAGUAAACAAAAAAAACAAAAGAAAGUGAGGGUUUUUGGUUAUUAUUGUUUUUUUAUGUAACCUUUUUUUUUUAUAAGUUUUUGGAUAAUUUUUCAAAAUGAUGAUGAUUAAGUCUCCUAAGGGGUUUAAUGAUGAUGAAA
Theobroma umbraticum is the source of this 740-nucleotide messenger RNA. NCBI's taxonomy places the organism in Eukaryota, Viridiplantae, Streptophyta, Magnoliopsida, Malvales, Malvaceae. The record is from RefSeq and is a predicted model, not a curated record.